GAAAAUAUCAUCGUGAUGCAAACGUUAUCAUUCGUCUAACCAAUGAAGGAUCUUCAUAUUACGUAAAUUUACCAUCAAGUGAUCAAUAUGACUUUGUUAAAAACAUGAGCAAUGAUAUUGCCACAGCUAUUAAGUGUGAUUUCUCGCGUAUUACAAUACCGACACGUUAUCAAUACAGUAAUGAAAAUAAUGAUCAAAUUUUUAUGCGCGUUAAUAUUGCCCAAGGAUCUGGUAGAGGCGCAACUAGCCUUGCCAGUGACUUAAAUGAAACAAUCACAUUCAAGGGUAAUUCAACAAUUUCCGCAA
Molecule: messenger RNA, 306 nt
Organism: Racocetra fulgida
Lineage: Eukaryota; Fungi; Glomeromycota; Glomeromycetes; Diversisporales; Gigasporaceae
Source: the annotation of a GenBank genome assembly